UGAAGAUAACAUACAGCCUGAAAAAUCGACCAAGCGGAGCUCGAAAUAUCAAAGACUGCCACUGUAACUGAUUCAUCCCAAGUGAAAGCAUCCCGCAGCCAGCAAGAUGUUCCCGAUCGAUCAAUUCCACAAGCCGAUGCUCAAGUGACUCGAGGAAAUCCCGAAGACUUUCAAUCAAACAAAGUCUCAUCACAACCCCCAGGGCAAGUUCCAAGUGAAAGCCCACCUUCAGGCCCAGCUCAAGGACCGAGUCAAAUCCCCACCUCCGCCGUCGACGAAGACGCACUGACUUCACCGCCCUCUUCGCCCUACACCACGGAGCGCCAAAGACUCCGCGACCUCACCAUGCCCACAAACCCCUCGUUCCUUAUCCCGGACGCCCCUCCGCCACCAGCCUCAAACAGCGAAGAAGCCCUGACUCUCUCCCAAACGACCAAAAAAUUCGAACGUUUCCUCACUCUUAAAAAGCAAAACAUCCAUUUCAACGAGCGUCUCGCCAAACACCCAGCUCUGGAGAACCCCGGCUUUCUCACCAAUCUGAUGAAUGUAGCGGGCAUCACCCUGGAGCAGAGCUAUGCUAGUUCGCUGGCACCCGAGUCGGCGGUGAGGACCAAUUGGCCGGAGAGUUGCUUUGUGGAGAAAUUGGUGUGGCAGAAUGAGCGGAGGGAGAAGAAGAGGUUGGGGGAGAGAGGGAAGGUGGAUUUCGUUCCUUCGUCGUCGAGGGAGCUUUGAGGACGUCUUUGUAACUACGUACGAUAUCGACGAAUUCUGCGUUUGCUAUUGAAUUCGCCUUACGGGAAUUGAGUCUCGGUCCGUCUGAGACGAUAUGCCCUGGAUGAAGAGCAUAGUUUGAUGACAGGUGUGAAAACGCAGCAUGUCGAUUUCAACAUUUCGGGACUCA
Dissoconium aciculare CBS 342.82 is the source of this 901-nucleotide messenger RNA. RefSeq lists its product as uncharacterized. Gene Ontology annotation, biological process: regulation of DNA-templated transcription. Gene Ontology annotation, cellular component: nucleus. The coding region runs from base 346 to 732 and encodes 128 amino acids. The transcript has 3 exons. NCBI's taxonomy places the organism in Eukaryota, Fungi, Ascomycota, Dothideomycetes, Mycosphaerellales, Dissoconiaceae. The record is from RefSeq and is a predicted model, not a curated record.